This is a messenger RNA of Oryzias melastigma (Indian medaka), 5457 nucleotides long. It is a transcript of the gene mcf2la, whose product is annotated as mcf.2 cell line derived transforming sequence-like a. The coding region runs from base 630 to 4115 and encodes 1161 amino acids. Gene Ontology annotation, molecular function: protein binding; guanyl-nucleotide exchange factor activity. Gene Ontology annotation, biological process: intracellular signal transduction; positive regulation of Rho protein signal transduction. NCBI's taxonomy places the organism in Eukaryota, Metazoa, Chordata, Actinopteri, Beloniformes, Adrianichthyidae. The record is from RefSeq and is a predicted model, not a curated record. Gene Ontology annotation, cellular component: cytoplasm; extrinsic component of membrane. The transcript is spliced from 32 exons.
GUUUAAAAUAAACAAAGAUUGAGUUGAAGGUGUUUAAAUGUUGUUGUAAUCAGUUGUUCUCUGUUUCACCAGCGUGUGGCAGACUAAAGCUUUCUCUGCUGUACAUCAUAAGAUGCAUCUACAUUUUUAUCACAGUUUUUCUUUUCUUUUUAAAGAACAUUUCCUUUGUCGUGCUCUCUUUUCUGAAGAAGACUGUGUGUGUUCUGGAUGAAAAAUGGAUUUUUCUGCCGUCUGUCAGACAAAACCUUUGUGGUCCAACAAAGAUCUGCUGAAACAUGACAGUAACUCCAACAAACACAGAUCACAAUCGCGGAUUAUAGCUUCAUCCAGCAGAAAAGGGCGUGAUUGGAGUUCUUGAAGGUCCGUGCUCCUGUCUGCGGCGUGAAGGCCGUGUAACAGGAGAGCGGGGUGGACUUUCUGCAGCUCCGCCUCCUCGGCUGGCGCUCACUGGAGGGUUUGUGUGUGUGUGGCGGCGGCUGUGCUGCACGGUGACAGCUCAGUACGCAGCUGAGGUCCUCGGCUGAGGCAGCAUGGACUUCCCCCGCGAUGCUGUCUGACACAACUGUGUGAGUUUGUUCUAGCUGUGUGUGUGUGUGUGUGCGUGUUUGCAUAGAUGCGGCGGCACAACAAUGGCUCUGAACCGAGUUUCACAACUCUGCCACGAGAUCACCAGGCUGUGGCUGCAGCUGAAGCUGAUGACAGAUGACAUCCUGCAGAAGGAGGCGGGGCCUCUGUGUGCAGCAGAAGUUGGCUCUGAACUUCAGAAACAGUUUGCCAUCCUGCCAGGGGGCCGCGGGACAAACGGCAGCCCCAUCAUCAUCUUCCCAGAGUAUCCAGACUUCAGUGAUCUGCAGGAGGAGGAGCUCCAGAAUGUGCUCAGCUACCUCACCAGCGUACCCAGCGCCGCAGCAUCAGGAGAGGGCUUCAUCCUGGUCAUCGACCGCCGACUGGACCGAUGGACCGCCGUCAGGGCCACCCUGCUCCGCAUCGCAGGUUCAUUUCCGGGUAUCUUGCACUUGGUUUUAGUGUUGCGUCCCACAACCUUUUUCCAGCGGACUAUCUCGGACCUCCAGUUAAGAUUUAUCAGGGAUGACUUCAAAAUGAAGGUGCCGGUGGUGAUGCUGAGCUCGGUAACGGAGCUCCACGCGUACAUCGACCCAGGACAGCUGACCACAGAGGUCGGUGGCACGCAGGAGUACAACCAUGACAGCUGGAUCUCACACCGGACCGCCAUCGAGGCUUUUGCCCUCAUGGUGAAGACAACAGCUCAGACCCUGCAGGCCUUUGGGACCGAACUGGCUGAGACGGAGCUGCCCAACGAUGCCGAAGCCACCACGAACCUGCUGCAGGUGCACACUUCCAAGAAAGAGCUGAUGAAGGAGGACUUGAAGGUGGCGCUGUCUCAAGGAAGGCGUCUGCUGGAGUUCAUCAACGAGCCUCUUCUGGCAGAUCCUGAAUACAGCCUGACGCAUGAUGAAAUGGAGAAUCUCGCCACAGUCCAAAGACUCAUUGGCCAGCUGGAUGAAACCGAAACGGCGUUUGAGGAUUUCUGGGAGCGCCACCGCACCAAACUGGAGCAGUGUUUGCAGCUCCGUCACUUUGAGCACCACUUUCGUGAAAUUCGGGCUCAGCUGGAUGUGAUGUUUGAGCGGUUAUCAGGUUUCUCCGAGGUCAGCGUCAGCCCUGCCCAUGCCGAACACGUCCUCCGGGAACUCGGCAACCACGAGGAGAAAGCCUUUGAAUUGCUGGAUGUUGCCCUGUCCCUGGCCAGUGAAGGAGACAGACUGAUAGAAAACUCCCACUACGCCGAGGACUCCAUCCGGCCCAAGUGCAGCGAGCUGAGAGGAGUGUGUGAGGAGAUCAGCUCCACAUUGAGGCACAAGAAGGGCCUCCUGCUCAGAGCUCUGGAGCUCCAUCAUGCUCUGGAGAAGGCGUCAGGGUGGUGCGAGGAGGGCAUCUUCCUGCUGGCUAGCCAGCCCGUGGACCGCUGCCAGUCCCAGGAUGGAGCGGAGGCGGCUUUGCAAGAACUGGAGCGAUACCUGGACACAGCAGCACUACACACUCUGACAGACUGCAGUGCCAUCUGCUGUCAGUACGAGGCGGUACUCAACGCUCAGCUCAAGGACCAGAUAGAUAAAGUUUUCCAAAAGCAAAUCUCCGUCCAGGAGAUGUUUGAGAAAAGGCGCAUCAGUCUGAAGAAACUUGCUGCCAAACAAACGAGACCAGUUCAGCCAGUAGCUCCAAGACCAGAAGUCAAGUCUCCACUUUCCUCUCCCAGUCAAGAGAGAAAAGAGAGAAGAUACUCUGCAGAUAGUGCUCUCUGUAAAAAGGGGGAGUCUCCAGUUCUUAAUGGUGGCACAAGACACGCUUCUCUUUCAGAAGAAGAGGAAAGCCUGGCAGUCCUUCGGCGUCAUGUGAUGAACGAGCUCCUAGAGACAGAGAGGGCAUACGUGGAGGAGCUUCUGUGUGUGCUGGAGGGGUACGCUGCAGAGAUGGACAACCCUGCCAUGGCCCAUCUCAUCCCCAGCACCCUCCACAGCAAAAAGGACAUUCUGUUUGGCAACAUGUCUGAAAUCUACCAGUUUCAUAAGAGGACUUUCCUUAAAGAACUGGAGACGUAUACUGACUGUCCAGAGCUGGUGGGCCGCUGCUUUUUAGAAAGGAUGAAGGAUCUGCAGAUCUACGAGGCUUACUGCCAGAACAAACCGCGCUCAGAGAGCCUGUGGAGACAGUGCUCUGACUGUGCCUUCUUCCAGGAGUGCCAGAAGAAGCUGGAACACAAACUUGGUCUGGACUCCUACCUCCUUAAACCGGUUCAGAGAAUCACCAAGUACCAGCUGCUGCUUAAAGAGUUGUUGAAGUACAGUAAGGGCUGUGAUGGCUCAGAUGACCUGCAGGAAGCUCUUUCUUCCAUCCUCGGGAUCCUGAAGGCCGUCAAUGACUCCAUGCACCUCAUCGCCAUCACAGGAUAUGAGGGUAACCUGUCAGAGCUGGGUCGCCUACUGAUGCAAGGCUCCUUCAGCGUCUGGACGGAACAUAAGAAAGGCCACGCCAAAGUGAAGGACCUCGCCAGGUUCAAGCCCAUGCAGAGACACUUGUUUCUCCAUCAGAAGGCGCUAUUGUUCUGCAAGAAGAGGGAGGAGAACGGUGAGGGCUACGAGAAGGCUCCAUCCUACAGCUUCAAACACUCUCUCAGCAUGAGCGCGGUGGGGAUCACAGAGAAUGCAAAGGGAGACAACAAAAAGUUUGAGAUUUGGUGCAAUUCCAGAGAAGAGGUUUUCAUUGUCCAGGCCCCAACACCGGAGAUCAAGACGGCAUGGGUGAACGAGAUCCGUAAGGUUCUUACUCAGCAGCUCAAAGCUUGCAGAGACGCCCGUCAGCAGAAGAGCUCAGACUCUGUGUCCCCGAGUACCACCAGCAGCAGCUCCAUCUGCCUCAGCCCGUUCCGCAGCAACGCACAGAAAAACCAGAAGAAACAGGAGGAAAAGAAGGCGGAGCCAAGCCCGAUCUCAGACACCAACGCAUGCUCCUCCCCAAAGCACAAAGAUGAAGCGGUGACCAGCCCGACCACGGACAGGUCCUCUUUGGCUAAAAAGCGUUUCACUUUGCAGGGUUUCAGCAAUCUCAAGAGUCCGAAAGCUCUGAGUCCUGAGCAAACAGCCAAACGCCACUCGGUCAAGAGUGACCCCACUCCGUUUGGCUUUAGAGGUUGGAGCAAGGCGUCUCUGUCGGUGGACGCCUCUGAGGAGAACGAUGGCUACUCCAGCGGUGAGGACCCCAUGAACUCUGACACUGAAGAGGAUGGAGUCAAGAAGCUGGCUCCAGGAAAGUACACGGUGGUAGCAGACUGCGAGAAGGCGGGCCCUCAGGAGCUUUCUGUUAAAAGUGGAGACAUGGUCCAGCUCAUCAGGGAAGGAGAGGAGGGACAAUGGUUUGUGAAAAACCUCCGCACCCACAAGGAGGGCUGGGUGGCAGCAGCCAACCUCCUCAGCCUCAUCUCAGAGUCCAAGAGCUCCCAAUCACUGAGCAGCUCAGAUGGCAGCGUCUCUGGGAACCUCAGCACGUCUUCCAGCUGCAGUGAGACCUACACCAGCUUCUCUGACAUCAAACCCUGAGGUCACCACGCCAUCUCAGUUCACAAUCAUCCUUUAUUUGUGUGGAGAGACACGCCCACUUUGUAGUUUUUCUCUCCUUUGGGGGGUCUUGGAACCCUCCUAUGGAAAAUCAUGACUUACUAUGCAUGUUAUUGGACUGUGGAGUACACUCCAGUUUGGAUUAUUUGGAUUAUUACUUUUUGUUGUGAGGUUUCUCCAAAAACCAAAAAUUUGUUUUGUUUUCAAUCUAGUUUCAUCUAAAAGUACCCAUCGAUGAGCGUUCUGUGCCAUACUGCAGCUAUGUAGCAACAAAUGGGGGAAAAAAACUGGUUCAGUCGAGGGGGUUUGAUCGCAGGGCGGCGACAGAUUCUUCUGAGACGGCCGUCGGCGUCAGACGCCGUUUGUGAAAAGUAGCAAGCCAGAGUGUGAUGGUGCAAGAAACCAGGACAAAAUCCGCCCUCUCAGACACUGGCAGCUCACACAACUGUUGAAACCUCUCCGAAUUCCUUCUACCUUCUCAGGAAUCCCGAGCUCAGCGGCCAGGUGUGCCCACAUACCUGCGCGUGCCGAGCGUGCAUUCUCCCUUCUCGCCCUGCACAGAAGUGAGCUUUGUUCUGCUCCCAGCCCUACUCAGGCAUGUGUGUUUUCCUCAAACCUGCCCCGCGCGUGCUCACCUGCAGCACAGCAUCCAUUGAAGAUAUUUUAGAGGCGGUGAGGGCAGAACUCAAACCUUUUUUUACAGUGAAUUUUAAAGACUCCACAGUGCAGGGCGUGCUUUGCAAUACUCCUCCUAAAUAAAUAGCCCUGAAACCGACCCCACCUGUUUAUUACUCACUACACCUGUCGGCAAGACUCCGCCCUAAAAGAGUCCAACUGCUCUGCAGCCCGUUUGGUGUCAAAGUGUUUGUGUUCGAUAAAUGUUACACCUGUGCAAACGUCCGUCACACUGACAAGAUCGUGUUUUUGCAAAGUCGUCAUGGUGGCAUGUUCUUCAUAGUAAAGUUUUUACACCUUUCUUUUUAACUCUCUUGUAAUAUCUGGAGAGUUUACUUCCUUCCCUGCCUCGAAAGCCGACACGGGCACUAAAGUCGUCAGCGUUUGACUGUCACAAUAAAGCUUACUGAUUCAUUUGUACUUUUGAUCCUGAGGCUGAAGAGAUAAGAAAGGGUUAUAUUUUUUAGUUUAUGCAGCACAUUGCAGCAACCACUAUCUUUAUUUUCCUAUUCUAUAUAUAUAUGUGUAUAUCUACUGAUUGUUGAAAAUUAUACUAUGAAACGCAACUGUACAUUUGUAAAUAUGUAAGUCUGACUUGUAUGUAAAAUUAAAGCAGCUUUAAUAAAGUCUGAAAUAGUUUCCUUUAUGA